AUGGUUUGGUCAAAAAUUUCAUUAGCACUUCUGUUUGUUCUGUUUGCACAAUUAGCUGCACAAAAUACACGAUCAUGUCAUAUGUCUGUAAUGGUUGGUCAGCAGUUUCAAUGUGCUAAUACAACUUGUUUACCAUUCGCUACUGUCACUGUUUUGGAUGUUCAUGCUUGUCAAAUAAUUUGUCUGACUGAAGACCAUUGCCAAGCAGCUAGUUUUCAUCGGUUAACUUCAAAUUGUGAACUAUUUUAUGGUGUAUCGGAUAACAAUACUAAUAUGUUGGCUAAUGAACAGACUACAACGAUGAUGGUCAUUUCUAACACACGAAUAGUAUCAGUGACUACUGUCAAUAGUGUAUGUCUUAAUCAAACAUAUUAUUCAACUGGCUCUUAUCCGAUAGCAGUAGCAAUAGGCGAUGUUAAUAAUGAUAAUAAACGUGAUAUUAUAGUUGCAGACUAUAACUCAAAUACUGUCGGUGUUCUGAUCAAUAGAAACAAUGGUACAUUUUUUCCUGAAACUUCUUAUUAUAUCGGUGCUUUUGCAAUCUCAAUUGCAUUAGCUGAUAUGAAUAAUGAUAAUUAUUCCGAUAUUAUCAUUGCAUGUUAUAAUUGGAACUAUAUUAAUAUUCUAAUUAAUGCAGGCAAUGGUACAUUUCUUCCCCUUCAAAAUUACUCAACUGGUUCAUCUCCGUAUUCAGUAGCGGUAGCUGACGUGAAUAACGACAAUAAACCUGAUAUUAUUUCUGGAAAUUAUGGUUCAAACAAUGUUGCGGUUUUACUCAAUACAGGUAAUGGUAUUUUUCUGAAUAAAACUACAUAUUCCGUUGGUACUUAUCCACGAUCAAUAGCAGUAGUUGAUGUCAAUAAUGAUAAUAAUCCCGAUAUUAUUGCUGCAUGUUAUGGUUCAAACAAUGUUGUUGUUCUUUUCAAUACUGGUAACGGUACUUUUUUGCCUCAAACAUCAUAUGCUGUUGGAAGUUCUCCAUACUCCGUAGCCGUAGCCGAUAUUAAUAACGACAACAAAGCAGACAUCGUCGUCGCAAAUUUUAAUUCGAGUACAAUUAGUAUUCUUUUCAACACAGGUAGUAGUACUUUUUUUCCUCAAACUACGUAUCUCGUUGGAACAUUUCCGUACUCAGUGGCAGUAGCUGAUAUUAAUAGCGACAACAAACCUGAUAUUAUCGUUGCAAAUUCUGGCACGAACACGAUUAGUAUUCUUCUUAACAUGGGUGGUGGUACCUUUCAGAAUCAAAUUACUUACUCAACUGGCUCUAAUCCACAUUCAGUUGCCGUAGCCGAUGUAAAUUAUGACAAUAAACCUGAUAUUAUUGUCGCAAAUAGUGGUUCAAGCACUGUCAGCGUUCUCUUACAAUGUUAA
Messenger RNA from Adineta steineri, 1374 nucleotides. Lineage: Eukaryota; Metazoa; Rotifera; Eurotatoria; Adinetida; Adinetidae. The record is from the annotation of a GenBank genome assembly.